This is a messenger RNA of Lethenteron reissneri (Far Eastern brook lamprey), 3451 nucleotides long. Its product is annotated as pleckstrin homology domain-containing family G member 1-like. The record is from RefSeq and is a predicted model, not a curated record. Gene Ontology annotation, molecular function: guanyl-nucleotide exchange factor activity; small GTPase binding. Lineage: Eukaryota; Metazoa; Chordata; Hyperoartia; Petromyzontiformes; Petromyzontidae.
CCGUGGUCUCUGGGCGGCCACGGGGGACAGGGCGCACCGGCCGGCACCACACCCCGCUCGCUGCGGCGCGACGCCGAGGGCCGGGGGUCGGCCACUGCGUCGCUUCGCGGCCGGAGCAGCGGAGAGGGCUCGAGCGAGGAAACAGCGGCGGCGGCGGCAGGGGUGACCUCGGCGAUGACCCCUCAUGCUGAUGAGGUUGCCUCCCGGGCCCCACUGGGCUCCAUCGAUGUCGGACGCUGUCAGGGUUUCACGACAGCGCAGUGUCCGGCCGAGCCCACUGUUCCCUCCCCGGCAAAGAGAGAUGCCGCUUCUGAAAGACGACGCCGAGGGCCUGCGAGAGAUUCUGGGUUCGAACCACGGCGAUGCGGCAGCCAGCCCGGGGCCCACGCUGAGGCCUCUCUUAAGUCCCAGGUGCCGCCGCUCUCUGAGUCUGGCAUACAACAACAAAGGCAUUGACUCGGAUCAGGUCGCCAUCACAGAGUCGUCGGGGGAAGACCUCGAGGACGACGAUGAUGAUGAUGAUGAUGAAGACAACGACGAUGGCGACGAUGAAGAAUUCGGAGUCGAAGUGGAAACGGCUGCUGUUGAUUGGCCGGAUCGGUAUCCUACCGCGGACGUUUCUGCGCGUAAACUGAGCGAGACGCGUGAUGUCUCGACGCUUGGCUCGCCGAACUCUCGCCUAGAAGGUGACGCUGGAAAACGCGGCCGGGAUUCCGCGCCGCCCCCUAAUACGCCGCCCUACGAGCGAGCCAGCACCGCCACCACCACCGCGACAGCGGAAGGGAAGGAGGCGUUUGCGACGCCGACCUCGACCAACCCGAGCAGCGCCAGCAGCCGACGGAGCAGCACCGAGGAGGGGGACGAGACGGUGGCGGAGCUGUGCCACUCGCCACUCUCGCCGCGCUCGCCCGCCAAAGUCCUGGCCAACGCCGCCGGACGGCCGAAACGCGGGGCCCGUGCCGACGACGCCGCCGAUCGCGUCUCUUGGAACCUGCCCGACGCGACGGAACUCAACGGGUUUCCCUGCCCUCUCCCCGUGCCCAUGGAUCGCCCAAGUGAACCCUUCGGUCCUCACGCCAACGGCUAUGGCAUCAUCGAGGAGGAAGUCGAAGAGUUUUUGAAGGACUGCGGCGGCGACGACAGUUUUGGCGAGGAGUUUGACGUGAAACAGGCUUGCGGCGAACCUCGGCCGCUUCUGCCGCACCUCCUGAACCAAAACGGUGGCGGCAAUGGGGUGACUUCGACCGAAUCGGAAUGGUGGCACGAUUUCAACGGCGACGUUGGCGACGGCGACGGCGUCGGCGACGGCGUCGGCGACACGCUCGCGAGAGCGACUUCCCGCGGGCAGACGCUGCAACUGAGCCGAGCCUCUUCGCUGUCCAAGAAGGACAGGCAGCUGAUCGAGAAGAUCAAGAACUACUACGACCGGGAGGGCUGCGAGGACGUGCGGGGGGGGGCCGCCCCGGUCAAGCGGCGAGAGAGCCUCGCGCACAUCCCCCAGGGGAAGGUCCGGAACUCCAUCUUCGUGCGGGCCCAGCAGCUGCAGAAAAUCAAACAGGGGGAGGAGAACGGCGCCGGGCCGGCACCGGCACCGGCGGGAUCGUUCGGCUUCCCCGCCGACGUUCCGGACGAGGCCUCGGGCGCGGUGCGGGGAGGCGCUCGCGCAGUGGGGAAGACGCCGUCGCCGAGCCGCCCCGGGGCGGAGGCGUUCGACGUGGACGACGUCCAGGCGGUGUACGACAACUGGGUCUGGCCGUCGGGCAGCGUCUACGACAACCUGCUCUGCCUGGGCUCCUCCGGCGCCCUGCCACCGCUCCCCACCCUGCAGGAGAAGCCCUCCGAGGGGGAGGAAGAGAAUGUUUACGGGGAGGUGGACCUGGACGCCGCGUUUCCUUCGGAAGCCGCGCAGCACAAUGGCGACGCGGCGAGCCCCCGGCGGCGGCCGUCGGCGAUAAAUCAAGGCGGCGGCGGCGGCACGCUUCCUCCGUACGACGGGCACGGGGCCCACCCGACCGACUGCAGCAAGAACCUGGACGACCUGUGCGACGACCUGGAGAGCUACUACAGGGACCACGGCAAGGUCGCCUCGAGCCUGGCCGCCUUCCCCGUGGCCGAGCAGGACCUGGAGAGCCCCCCGCGGAGUCUCAGCGCGGGCGACAUCGGCCCGUCGCUCGCUGAGUCGCCGGCCGCCGCCCACGAGGCGGACGGCGGGGGCGGCGCGUCGUUCGCCAAGGCUGUGGCGCAAGAAGCUGGGCCGCUUGAGCGGCUCGGGCGGAGGGGGCGGCGGAUCCGGGAAGGGAACGGCGGCGGCGGCGGGGGAGGCCUCGCGGGGGCCGCUGGGCCGCUCGCUCUGCUCCAGCGCGGAGGUGAUCUCCGAGGAGGGGGAGCGGCGGCGCAGCGGCGGGGCUGGCUCGCCGGCGCGGCGCGCGCGGUCCAUGUACGACGUGGACAGUCCGCCGACAACGCCGAUGGCGGCGGCGGUGGCGAGGCUCUCCGCCGACAAAAGCAAGAGCAGGGUGUACACGCUGGCGCGCGAGUACAGCAUGAGGAUCAAGCGGACUCGGCCGGUGACGGGCGCCAGGGAGGGCAGCGCCGAGGUGGCCCCGCUGCCCGCUGUGCUCGAGAUGAGCGCGCACAACAGCGGCACAAUAGGCGCCAGGAUGGCCGAGCACAUGCACACGUACGGCCAGAUCAUCAUCCGCGAGGGCAUCGCGCUGCCCGCGCCGGCAGACCUCGACCCCCCGCCGCCCGCCGUCGCCGCGAGCGGGCGGCGUCGCCUGCCCGGCACGCCCCCCCCAACAUCUCCCGCCCGCUCCCCGCUCCGCCGCCCCGACUCGUCUCCCGACCCCAACGGCUCGUCGCGCGCCGGCUCCCGUUCCUCGUCGUCAGCAACGCCGCCGUGUUCCCCCUCGCGCGCCGGGCUCCCCGCCGACGCGCCGGGCUGGCCCGUCGUGUGGGGCCUGCGCCUGCGCUACCAGGGCGGCGGCGGCGCCGGCGGCGGCGGCGACGGCGACGGAACCCGCGUGGUGUCGCCGGCCAAGUCGACGGGAAACUUGGCGACGGCGCGCGUGAAGUGGCGCGGGGACGCCGGGGGCUCUCCGGCGCCGGAGGGGCACGGACCUUCGGCCUGCUCCCUCCAGAAGCCGCGGAUCUGGUCGUGGAAUGGCCCCGACGCGGAUUGGCGGGCGCCUCCCGGCGACGGCGGCGUGCAGCGGCCCGGGGGGGCGGCGGCGGCGGCGUUCGACCGCUGUGUCGCGGCGCCGCUGGGGCCACGCAGGGCCAAGGAGAACUACCAUCGCAACUUCGUCGACAAUGACGACGACAGCGAGGACUACGUGGAGAUCCGAUCGCCCGACCUAUCGGGGCCCCAGGCCGUCGGCACGGCAGCAAAGGCCCCGCGGGCCGCCGAGACCGGCGGGGGGGACGAGCGGACGCGGAGCGAGGGGCGGAG